AUGUCCUACAAUCGCUUAGAUCCAGACCCCUACGGGGAAGAUGAACACGCUCACAUGAUGCAUCCUUACGCCCAGCGCACACCCUCGCCAGGACAUCCAUUGAACGGCUACCAGCUGGCAGAUAAUCCUUAUGCGCCACCUGGACACCUGGAAAUGCCCUCCAGCGACCGUUUGGCGGAGCAACCAACAUACUCGGUGACCAGGCUGCCCAAUUCCUACGGACAUAAUGAAGCCUACGAAGACCACGGUCCGAACGUCGGUUACCCUGGGUAUGACUACACCCUCGACCCCGAGGCUCACCACGACGCCUACUACACCGAACCGUACCGACCUACGGCUACGCCAGAGGAGGACUAUGAUCUGGGACACCAGCAAAACUUCCAGGACGAUCAUACUCCCAUUUUACAGCACCCAGAAAACCCCUUUGGUCCGGAGAAAUACAGUGACGAGUACCACGAUGACCCGGGGCUUGCGCACACACCCAGUCCGGCCCCGCUCCGGCGAUGGAAGACGGUCAAGGAAGUGCAGUUGUUCAACGGAAACCUCGUGCUCGACUGCCCCAUCGCACCACGACUGCUCUCGCAAGUGCCCCACGCUGAACCUCCGGGGCGUGAUGAGUUCACGCACAUGCGUUAUUCGGCUGCAACAUGCGAUCCGAACGAUUUCUUCGAAGAACGCUUCACGCUGCGUCAGAAGCUUUUCGCCAAACCGCGACACACGGAAUUGUUCAUUGCCGUCACCAUGUAUAAUGAAGAUGACUUCCUGUUCGCGCGCACAAUGGGCGGUGUUUUCAAAAACAUCGAGCACAUGGUCUCCCGCACGAGCAGCAAAACCUGGGGCAAGGAUGCUUGGAAGAAGAUUGUCGUCUGUGUGAUCAGUGAUGGCCGUGCUAAGAUCAACCCGCGGACUCGCGCUGUUCUGGCUGGUCUGGGUGUCUACCAGGACGGAAUCGCCAAGCAGCAGGUCAACGGCAAGGACGUAACAGCCCACAUUUACGAGUACACCACUCAAAUGGCCGUGGAACUGAAAGGCCAACACGUCUCGCUGAAGCGCGGCGCGGUCCCGGUGCAGAUGAUCUUCUGCUUGAAGGAAAAGAACCAGAAAAAGAUCAACUCUCACCGUUGGUUCUUCCAGGCAUUCGGUCGCGUGUUGGACCCCAACAUCUGCGUUCUUCUGGAUGCAGGAACAAAACCCGGAAAGGAUUCUAUCUACCAUCUGUGGAAGGCUUUUGACGUGGAGCCCAUGUGCGGUGGCGCCUGUGGUGAAAUCAAGGUCAUGUUGUCGCACGGCAAAAAGCUCCUGAACCCGCUAAUCGCUGGCCAAAAUUUCGAAUACAAGCUGAGCAACAUUCUCGACAAACCACUGGAAUCCUCGUUUGGUUUUAUCACUGUGUUGCCAGGUGCCUUCUCCGCCUACCGAUACGUCGCUUUACAAAACGAUAAGAACGGCCAAGGUCCUUUGGAACGGUACUUCCUGGGUGAAAAGAUGCACGGUUCGAAUGCGGGUAUCUUCACAGCAAAUAUGUACUUGGCUGAAGACCGUAUUCUGUGUUUCGAAAUUGUGUCCAAGCGGAACUGCCGUUGGUUGCUGCAGUACGUCAAGUCGUCGACGGGUGAGACUGAUGUGCCAGAUCGUAUGGCGGAAUUCAUCAUGCAGCGUCGUCGUUGGUUGAACGGUAGUUUCUUCGCUGCUGUAUAUGCCAUUGCGCACUUCUACCAGAUCUGGCGGAGUGAUCAUAGCUUCAUCCGGAAGACGAUGUUGAUGGUUGAGUUCAUUUAUCAGACGAUCGCUAUGCUCUUUGCCUGGUUCGGUAUUGGCAACUUCUUCCUGGUCUUCCAUAUCCUUACGACUUAUCUCGGUGACAAAGAACUCCUGGGUACGGCUGGUAAAGUUCUCGGUGUCAUAUUCGAAUGGCUCUAUCUCGCGACUUUGGUAACUUGUUUCGUCCUGGCCUUGGGUAACCGACCUGGCGGUUCGAACAAGUUUUACAUGACCAUGGUGUACUUCUGGAUUGGAAUCAUGAUCUACCUGGCGUUCGCCGCGGUGUUCGUGACCGUCCGAUCUAUCCAGCAGCAAGUCGAGAAACAUAGUUUCACGUUCUCGGACUUGUUUACCAACAAGCAGUUCUUCAGUAUCAUAGUGUCUCUGGGCGCGACGUAUGUCAUGUGGUUCAUCGCGUCGUUUAUCUUCCUGGACCCAUGGCACAUGUUUACUUCCUUCAUCCAAUACAUCCUCCUCACCCCAACCUACAUCAACGUCCUCAACAUCUACGCCUUUUGCAACACCCACGACAUAACCUGGGGCACGAAAGGCGACGACAAAGCCGAAAAACUGCCCUCCGCAAACCUCAAACCCGGCGGCAAAGUCGACGUCAACAUCCCCCAGGACGAUGGCGACCUCAAUGCGCAGUACGAAGCGGAACUCGCCAAAUUCGCCGUCAAACCACCAAAGGAGGAAAAAACGAUCCCUGAAGAAGAGCGCCAGGCAGACUACUACAAGGGUUUCCGGAGUGCCGUCGUGCUGGUGUGGGUGUUUUGCAACUUUGCGCUUGCUGCGGUUGUGCUUAAUGCCGCGGGUAUGGAGCAGUUUAGUUCGGAUAGUGACAGUACGGAGAAUCAAAGGGCGGAGAUUUAUAUGGCUGUGAUUUUGUGGAGUGUGGCGGGGAUUUCGAUUUUCAAGUUUAUGGGGGCUAUGUGGUAUUUGGUUGUGAGGAUGUUCCGCGGCGUUUAA
Messenger RNA from Aspergillus chevalieri, 2730 nucleotides. It is a transcript of the gene chsA, whose product is annotated as chitin synthase I. NCBI's taxonomy places the organism in Eukaryota, Fungi, Ascomycota, Eurotiomycetes, Eurotiales, Aspergillaceae. Gene Ontology annotation, cellular component: cell septum; cell periphery. Gene Ontology annotation, molecular function: chitin synthase activity. The record is from RefSeq and is a predicted model, not a curated record. The coding region runs from base 1 to 2730 and encodes 909 amino acids. The transcript has 5 exons.